Messenger RNA from Rhododendron vialii, 1990 nucleotides. Its product is annotated as tetrahydroberberine oxidase-like. The record is from RefSeq and is a predicted model, not a curated record. The transcript has 7 exons. Gene Ontology annotation, molecular function: oxidoreductase activity; FAD binding. Bases 1 to 1926 code for a protein of 641 amino acids. NCBI's taxonomy places the organism in Eukaryota, Viridiplantae, Streptophyta, Magnoliopsida, Ericales, Ericaceae.
AUGGUGGAGUACCGGCAAAGUGUAACGGUGAAGUAUACGGACUGCGGUGGUGGCGACCAUACUGCUGGGGUGGAGGGGUGGUCAAAUUACGGUGGUCGUAGCGGUUUCGUAGUAGACAGGUAUUACAUGGUGGUGGUUGUGUAUCACGCUAUUUGGGAUUUAGCUAAUGUUAUACAUGUUUGUUGGAUGUUGAUUAUACCGCUGAAGGUCACAGAUUCGUACUUGUAUUUCAGUAUAUUUUGGGCCGAAGUGCCUAAGUUAAAUAAUGGUGGAAAUGGUGGCGAGGUGACGUUGGUGGAGUACCGGCAAAGUGUAGCGGUGAAGUAUACCGACUGCGGUGGUGGCGACCAUACUGCUGGGAUGGAGGGGUGUUCAAAUUACAGUGGUCGUAGAGGUUUCGUAGUGGACAGAAUUCAUCUGCGUAUUUGCUUUCACUCCCAAACAAAUCAUUCCGUCUCGAAUUCCUCUUCUAACGUAAUUUUCACUACAAACAGCUCCUCGUACACCUCCGUCUUGCAAUCUCCCGCUCAAAACCUCCGGUUCGUGACUGCUUCCACACCAAAACCCCAACUCAUUAUUCGGCCACUUCGCGAAUCCCACAUUCAAGCAGUUGUCAUUUGUUCCAGAAAAAACAGCAUUAACAUACGAAUCCGAAGUGGGGGCCACGACUACGAGGGCCUUUCUUAUUAUGCAUCCAACAUCCCGUUCAUCAUCGUCGACCUUGCCAAUCUCCGGUCCAUUAAAAUCAAUGUGGAAAACAAGACCGCUUGGGUCAAAUCAGGCGCAACACUAGGUGAAUUGUACCAUGCAAUUGCUGAAGAAAGCAACAUUUACGGUUUUCCAGCCGGUUCUUGCUCCACGAUGGGCGUUGGAGGGCACUUGGCUGGCGGAGGAUUCGGUACCAUUUUCAGAAAAUAUGGCCUUGCCGCAGAUAAUGUCAUUGAUGCUCGAAUAGUAGAUGUAAACGGAAGGAUAUUCGAUAGGAAGUCGAUGGGGGAAGAACUUUUUUGGGCAAUUAGAGGUGGAGGAGGAGCGAGCUUUGGAAUCAUUUUCGCUUGGAAAAUAAAGCUCGUUCCUGUUCCAUCAAUAGUUACCGUGUUCACUAUCCAUAAGACAUUGGAACCAGGCGCAACAAAGCUCCUACAAACGUGGCAACUCGUAGCAGAUAAACUCUCAGACACUCUAUUUCUCCAUGUUGUAAUAGCAGGAAAUUCAAAUAACACGAUCGCAGUUUCUUUCCGGGCUUUAUUUUUGGGAGUAAGUGAGGAACUCCUGACUACGAUGGAGAAGAGUUUUCCUGAGCUGGGCGUGGAGCGCAAGGACUGCACCGAGAUGAGCUGGAUCCAAUCGGUCCUUCACUUCGCCGAUUUCUCAACCCGGGAAUCAUAUGAUGUUUUGCUCAACAGGACUAACCCAAACCAGUCCUCUUUCAAGGCGAAAUCAGAUUACGUGAAGGAACCCAUAUCGGAAAAAGGAUUAGAAGGGCUGUGGAAAAUACUUGGUGAAGAAAAAAGUGGUUAUAUGAUUUGGACCCCUUACGGUGGUAGAAUGAGCGAGAUUUCAAAAUUUGAGAUCCCAUUCCCUCAUAGAAGUGGGAAUUUGUACCUAAUCCAAUAUAUGGUUACUUGGGAAGCCGAGGAGGAAACAGAGGAGCAUGUGAAUUGGAUUAGAAGACUUUACGAAUAUAUGACACCUUUUGUUUCAAAGAAUCCAAGAUCCGCCUAUCUUAAUUACAGAGAUCUUGACUUGGGGAUUAAUAGGAAUGAGAAUGAAAGCUAUGGACAAGCAAGUGUUUGGGGACUAAAGUAUUUCAAUAGUAAUUUCAAGAGGCUGGCACAAAUCAAGGCCGAAGUUGAUCCAAGUGACUUCUUUUGGUAUGAGCAGAGUAUACCAUUGUUUCUAUCAUUAGAGAAAAUGGAAAAGUAGAAUUGGUUGGAUCCGUCCCGGCACGGCCCAUUAUAAAUGCAAUAAAGAUUUGAAGAUUUAAGCA